AUGCCGCCGAAAAAGAACAAACCGAUUAAACAGAAACAAUACCUCAACAAUGUAGAUCUACCACUAUCCAAAACGGGAGCUAAAGUGCUGAAAGCCACAAAUGAAAAUGUUCAUCCGCAACCGCCAACCGUCGUAAAAUCGAUCCUGAAACCAACGCCAGCUCCUCAGCAAUUGUCCGCGGCAACUGGAACGGGAACCAAAACCGACAAUAAGUACAAACAACCGGAACUUCACUCGACGUUGGCCGUGCGGAAACAAAUAGAGAUGGUGAAGCAGCAAGCACACAAAGCUCAGCAGCACGCCAUCACCAGCAUCGGGGAGCUCACUCCGCGAUCCCAAAAGUUAAUAAAAUCUCAGAUCACUAAAAAGCUGAACUACCAGUUCGAUCACGCUGCGUUCAAGGAACUGGAAUCGGUUAAUGUGAACGAUUCGGUACUGCAACCGGCUCCCCGUUCAGCGGCGAAGGCGCGAUUUAAGUUCCAGGGAAAAAAGGAUCCCGAACCGUUGCUGAGCGAUUACUUGAACCCGAUCCCGCCACUCUACGAAAUGCAACCCUAUGUACCACCGCAAAUAGCGCCUCGUAAUAUAGCCAUCAGCGGAUGGAACAAUUUCGAUAACAUUAUGCGAGUUUUCAAACGGAUUGAUCCCAUUGACUAACUGCACGGCGUGUUGUGCGAAUAAAAUGAACCUCGAGUCGUCGAGAAUGAAAAGUCCAGCAAAGUGUAGAACGAAUGUAACGCAUACUGAGCAUUUAUUGAAUUUCAUGGUUUGUAUGCCUGUUUAUGCAUUUCUGUAAAGGGAAAAGAUUCAUCUAGUACAAUGUUUUCAAGGUGACAUCUAUUUUUCCUCAAGUGCACUACCAUUAAAUGCUGAAUUCCGUGUUUUUGUUUUAAUGUUAUUCAAAUAUAAAUUUUGUUCCACGAUUUGC
Anopheles cruzii is the source of this 928-nucleotide messenger RNA. RefSeq lists its product as uncharacterized. The transcript has 2 exons. The record is from RefSeq and is a predicted model, not a curated record. Bases 1 to 657 code for a protein of 218 amino acids. NCBI's taxonomy places the organism in Eukaryota, Metazoa, Arthropoda, Insecta, Diptera, Culicidae.